AAUGCGGUUAUAAAUGCCAAGUACAGGAGUUCCAUUGAUAACCUCCUUCAUGUUAUCUACAGUUCUCUAUUGGACACGCAUGGAGGAGGGAGGUGUGAUACAGAAGAGAAGAAGGGCUUUAUAUGAGGCUGUAUCUGGUUUCGGUGAAAGCCUGUAGAUUUCCUGUAUAGGCCUGAGCUGCAGAGUAUUCAACAAACAAGUGGAGGACGUGAAGACCUGUAAAGGUAAAAUGUCCAGAGUAAAUAAUGACUUUCAACUUACCACCGCUGAAGACACCGAGAGGGUUUGUCCUGGUCAUGAUGUCAACCUCCACUGUCACCUCUCCCCCAAAACCAGUGCGGUUGUCAUGACGAUCAGGUGGUUUAAGGGGACAGAGUGCAUUUACCUGUAUAAGAAUGGCCAGGUGACAGAGAGCGUUGGCUACGAGGGCAGAGUCAGUCUGAUCACGCCGGAGCUGGAGAGAGGCAACGUGUCCCUGAGGCUGAGAGACUUCAGGAGGUCAGACGUAGGACGGUACAGAUGUCAGGUCGUCCAUGGAGAACAGAAGGAGGAGGCUGUAGUUGGUUUAGAGGCUGCUAGUGGAUCACGAUUGGACUUUGCUAGGUUAUAUGAAGCGGCUUUAGGACAGGUCUCUGAAGUGGCCCAGCCAGAGCCCGGACUUGAACCCGAUUCAACAUCUCUGCAGGGACCUGAAAAUAGCUGUGCAACGACACUCCCCAUCCAACAUGACAGAGCGUACCAUGUCCUCAACAUUAAGGACAGGUCCCAGAGCUGCUGGAGCAGGUACCAUGUCCUCAACAUUAAGGACAGGUCCCAGAGCUGCUGGAGCAGGUACCAUGUCCUCAACAUUAAGGACAGGUCCCAGAGCUGCUGGAGCAGGUACCAUGUCCUCAAUAUUAAGGACAGGGCCCUUGGCACUCAGGUCCCAGAGCUGCUGGAGCAGGUAUCAUGUCCUCAACAUUAA
Molecule: messenger RNA, 964 nt
Organism: Oncorhynchus kisutch (coho salmon)
Lineage: Eukaryota; Metazoa; Chordata; Actinopteri; Salmoniformes; Salmonidae
Product: aggrecan core protein-like
Exons: 8
Coding region: 230-964 (244 amino acids)
Biological process (GO): regulation of cytokine production; T cell receptor signaling pathway
Cellular component (GO): external side of plasma membrane
Molecular function (GO): signaling receptor binding
Source: RefSeq, a predicted model, not a curated record